Molecule: messenger RNA, 198 nt
Organism: Miscanthus lutarioriparius
Lineage: Eukaryota; Viridiplantae; Streptophyta; Magnoliopsida; Poales; Poaceae
Source: the annotation of a GenBank genome assembly
AUGGGAGCCAGCCUGUGUUGCAUCGGGUCAGGAGGCGGGUACUGCGCCGACGACGAGCCGGGGUACGAGCAGCCGCGGCGGUCGUCCAGGACGGUGCGGCCGAGCGACGAGGACGGGCUGUGGUACGUCAGCGAGCGCGACGUCGACAUGAAGGCGUCCGAGUUCAUCGCCAGGUUCCAUGCCACCGCCUCGACCUAG